Molecule: messenger RNA, 1893 nt
Organism: Pistacia vera
Lineage: Eukaryota; Viridiplantae; Streptophyta; Magnoliopsida; Sapindales; Anacardiaceae
Product: ADP-ribosylation factor GTPase-activating protein AGD5
Exons: 11
Coding region: 170-1609 (479 amino acids)
Molecular function (GO): GTPase activator activity
Source: RefSeq, a predicted model, not a curated record
AGUAAGCCGGCGAGAGUCUUUCUUUCUUUGAUUUUUCUCUUUCUCUUUCUCUUUCUCCCAACAGAAAAUCAGCGAGAACGAGAGGGGAGAGGGAGUGGAAAGACGAGUUUGCCCUCUCGUUUCUUUCAAAUUUUCAUUCUCUCAGGUUCCGAUUCUUUGUUUUGUCACCAUGAACGAGAAGGCCAACGUCUCUAAGGAGCUCAACGCCAGGCACAGAAAGAUUUUGGAAGGACUUCUUAAAUUGCCAGAGAAUAGGGAAUGUGCUGACUGCAAAGCCAAAGGUCCAAGAUGGGCUAGUGUGAAUUUAGGUAUCUUUAUUUGCAUGCAAUGUUCUGGAAUACACAGAAGUCUUGGGGUACACAUUUCAAAGGUUCGAUCUGCCACCCUGGACACCUGGCUUCCAGAGCAGGUUGCAUUUAUUCAAUCAAUGGGAAAUGAGAAAGCGAACAGUUACUGGGAAGCUGAGCUACCCCCCAACUAUGACAGAGUUGGAAUUGAGAAUUUCAUUCGUGCAAAGUAUGAGGAGAAAAGAUGGGUUGCUCGAGAUGAACAGCCAAAAUCACCUCCCAGAGGGCAUGAAGAGAAUACUUCUGUUCAUUGGCAGAGACCUGUGGAAAAAAGUGGGCAUGCUGAAAACUUAUUUCCAGAGAGGAAGCAUGUUCAAGCACCAAGUACAAGAGUUUCUGCUCCUGCUACAAGAAUUAGUCUUCCUGUCCCCCCUAAAGGACCUGAACAGGUUACUCCUGUUCCAAAGCCUCAACAGGUAGUUCAGAACACUGAAUCAACAGUGGCACCAGCUGAGGCAACAAAGCAGAGUGCAAAUGCUACUCCUGUAGCAUCCCCUCCUAAGGUUGAUUUUGCUACUGACCUUUUUGAUAUGCUAUCCAUGGAUGGUCCGAGUGAAAAUGGCUCCGAGGCUACAUCUGCCGAUGAUGGUCUUUGGGCAGGUUUCCAGUCUGCUGGAGAAUCAUCAACAGCAGAGAAAACUGAUUCAACCAAAGCAGUUGAGAGUAAGCCCCAGUCUGCCCCAGGAAUUGAGGACUUAUUUAAAGAUUCAGAUUCUCUUGCAACUCCCCCAGUUUCAGCACAGCCCCAGAAAGAUUUGAAAAAUGACAUUAUGAGCCUUUUUGAGAAGUCCAAUAUGGUGUCACCAUUUGCUAUGCAUCAACAUCAACUUGCUAUGUUGGCACAGCAACAAUCACUUAUGAUGGCUGCUGCAGCUAAAGCUGGAGGUGGGGAUAAAAAAUUUCCCAGCAGUUUUCAACACCCUGGAUCCAAUGGUGCCAACUUACCCACUCAGAAUUUGCCAAACUUUGGCAACCAAAUUCCUGGAAUGAUGAUGCCAGUUGGAGGACAGGCUGACCUGCAGAAGCUUAUGCAGGCUAUGAGCAUGGCACCAGCACAGCAAGUGGGGGGUGCUGUUCCGUAUCCAACUUCCAGCAUUUAUUCUAUGGGACUAGCUACUCCAGCUAAUGGCACAACGACCCCAGGAACUGGAACUAGUAAACAGCAGGCUACAGCAUCCCCAGUUUCAUCAACUCCGGGUUCACAAACUGGAAAGGAUUACGAUUUUUCCUCACUAACACAAGGAAUGUUUACGAAACAUUGAGUGGGGCUUGGUACUGCUGAGAUUGCCAUACGAUACCAAAAUAGUUAUAUUACAGGGAAAUAGCAGCACACUUGAAGUUUUUUUUUCUUACUCCUGUACUGGGGGUUGUAAACUAUUUGUAGAGGCAUUUUUCAGUUUUCUCUUCUUAUUUGGGUGAUGUCUUCAUUUGUAUUAUCAGCAGAUGUAUCCAGAGAAAUAAAAAUGAGUUUUAGAUUGAUUUGACUGAUUUCCUCUUUGUCUAAUCACUUUUUCAACCUCUAAAUCGCAGCAUUAAUGGUUGUCAA